AUGGCGAUGAUGACUGGCCGUGUGCUGCUGGUGUGUGCCCUCUGCGUGCUGUGGUGCGGUGCCUGCAGUGGUAGAUUUGGCGGGGAAGAAACGGUGGGUCUUGGGAGUGAUGGACCUCUGCCGAAAUCAACACAGCUUGAAACGUCUCCACUAAUCUCCCAAGACAUAAAAGAUAAUGCGCCAGUUGUUAAAGGAAAUCUACCAUCCGCACUUUCCACACCUAGAGAGGAGAGGGAUGAUGUUGAAGGCGAUGGUGAUGAUGGUGAAGGGACGAAAGAUGAAGGAGAAAAAACAAGAACAGAAAGGCAGGGCAGUGAAGGAGGAACAGCUGCAAUAGUCUUAGAUUCCAGAGAAGAGAUUUUAAGUGGCAAUGAGCAGGAAAACCACCAGUCAAUUGUACCUGCAGAGGGCAUUUCUUCUUCCAACAGUCAGGAAUCAAAUGCCAAUCCUUUGCAAACGGAAGUUGAAGAAAAGAAGGAAACCGACAAAAAUACACCAACAGUAGAGAACACACCCACACCAGUUGAUGGAGAGAACACACUGCCUCCGGGAGUUGCGGAAGGAAAUCGUCCACCACCUCCAGAAGACGGUGUUGAUUCCCGCGAACAGGAUGGCGAAGACACCACGAGUGAAGGUGAAAAAAAUGUUCCUUCGCCUGAGACCGCAGCCACACCACAAGACCACCGAGACGAAGGCUCAGAAGAGACUGGGGAAGGUACAAAAGCAACGACAGUAACCGCCAACACAACUGAUACGACGAAUACACAAAACAGCGACGGCAGCACCGCGGUCUCCCACACCACCUCCCCUCUUUUGCUUCUUCUUGUUGUUGCGUGUGCGGCUGCUGCUGCGGUGGUGGCCGCGUGA
This is a messenger RNA of Trypanosoma cruzi, 867 nucleotides long. Its product is annotated as mucin-associated surface protein (MASP), putative. Bases 1 to 867 code for a protein of 288 amino acids. NCBI's taxonomy places the organism in Eukaryota, Euglenozoa, Kinetoplastea, Trypanosomatida, Trypanosomatidae. The record is from RefSeq and is a predicted model, not a curated record. The transcript has a single exon.